CAUCUUCCUUCCUUUCAAAAUCACCAUGAAAAAAAGACGAAAAAGAACCACAUUUCCUUCCUAAACCAGUCAAGUUAAGACCAGACCAAACCAAACCAAAACAAAACAAAAUAAACGGCAGAAACUCACAUUUCAGAUUUAGAGGUUUCUGGUACAAAACCCAGGAAGAUAAAAAUGUGUUAUGUGGGGAAAGCAACAAAGAUCUUCAUUUUCAUUGUUACAGUGUUGGUGGUUCUGGGUCUUGUCUUGGGAUUCGGACUCUUGCGCCAUAGCAUCGAAAAAUCUCAUAAAUGCUCCGGUGAUUCUUGCCAUUCUCCACCCAUUCUCUUCCCCAACCCCAACCCUAGCUCCAACCUACCUAGUCCUGCAGGCUCCUCCCAGCCGAGCCCACCUAGCCCUGACCUCGGCUCAUCUCCACCUAGUCCUCCAAACCCAAAUCCUAGUCCUGACACCAGUUCAAUUCCACCACCUAGCCCACCUAUACCAACUCCCCCUAUCCAAGCAACUCCGCCUACACCUAUCACUACUAACCCAACUCCUCCGCCUCCGACACUGCCACCACCGCCACUGCCUUCGGAUAUCACAACUGGUGCUCCGCCGCCGGGAAGUUCUGCAAAUUUUGUGGUGAUGGGCCUGUAUAGACAUGGAGUUUAGUCUGUUACUAUUCUCGAGAUUUAUCAGAAUUACAGAGUUAUCCAUGAAGAGUAAUGAAAUUUACGGAAGUCUUGAAUGCCAAUGUGGGUACUUUUACAAUGACAAUGUUGUCAACUCUGUCACUUCAAUUGACUCUAAUCUCUGCGGAUAACAAUUGCACGUCCUAAGGGCAUCUUCAUUGUGUAAUAUCAAUGUCGUGGAUGAAUAAUAUCACUCUAAAUUUAGCUUAAUAUUAUUCAUUCACGUCAAUUUAGGUGAUACUAU
Molecule: messenger RNA, 918 nt
Organism: Pistacia vera
Lineage: Eukaryota; Viridiplantae; Streptophyta; Magnoliopsida; Sapindales; Anacardiaceae
Product: classical arabinogalactan protein 9-like
Exons: 3
Coding region: 175-654 (159 amino acids)
Source: RefSeq, a predicted model, not a curated record